AUGAGUGCUGAGGUUUAUCCUGCCAAACUUGCUGUGUCCCAGCGUGAUGCAGGAGGAGACUUUGGUUUCUUUUGUGUGAGAGAUACUGAAAACAUUAUCCGCAUGAUUGCCGUUCAGAAAUUUGUGCCAAGGGUGCGCUUCAUCUUGUUGCUCCUGAGAGCGGAGAACCGGAAGCUCCUCACAGAGGCUCACAUGGACGGGAAUGUGACCACGGUUGCUUUCGAUCAGUUCAAGCUGGAGAUGGCUGGAAAGUCCUGCAUGGUACAUGGCUCUGGACCCUUGCUGAGCAACCUUUGUAAAUCCAUCGCCAUCGAUGAAGAUGACGAGGAUGACGAGGAUGGCGAGGCGGAACACAAGCCGCAAUGGAAGAAGGACUUCGAGCGUGGCUGUGGACUGGAAGUCUAUGAGGUGGAGCUGAGCCCUGUCUAUGCUCAAAGAGAUGCAACCUUCAUUGAGGUGGUGGUAGACAUCAUUGAGCAGACGGGUGGUCUGGUCUAUCUGGUGGGCCUGGUGGAGUCGCGCACCGACAACAAGAAAGUCAUCAUCAACCCGGGUCCGACCUUCAAGAUCAAGCAGGCCAUGCCCGGGUUCAAGAUCAUGGGAAUUUUCUUGGCCUCAGACCGUGAGGCCAUCAUGCAGUGCGACGUGGGCAUGGUCUUCCUCGGGCGUCGGGAACGAAUCUCCAUGGAUGACGGCGACGCUGAUCGAGAAGAUGAAGUAGGUGAAGCAGUGCAGAAGCUCAAAGCCAAGGAAGACGAGGUCCCUGAGAUGAAUCACGUGAGCCUUAAAGCUGAGCACAAGGCUGCCGCGGUCCACUUGGCCAAAGUUGCCAGGAGGCACCAACGGUCGUUAAAGCCUUUGAGACCGCCACUGAAACGCUUGGCGGUGGGCGGCCACAUCAUCAUUCUGGCCGUAGGCACUGAAAAGACCGAGGACCUUCGCUUGGGCAUCGAGCACUUCGUGAAGCCUUUGCGACAGAACGUCAUCGCAGAUGAGGUGAUCCCUGUGGUGGUGGUCUCGGCCAUCCAGCCUCGAGAUUGGUACAAUGUGGAGAAUUGCGAUCAGGUCUACUUCUUGCAGGGUUCACCCACCUCUUUGCUGGAUUUGCAGCGUGCCAAUUUCACAGGUGCUUCAGCCAUUUUCAUCACGAACGUGGGCGCGCAUGCCGACAGCGAGAAGCAGGACGGGAGAGGCGUUGAAGCUGUUGUGGAUGGAGGGGGUGGUCUCAAUCGCACGGAGUUCGAGUUCCUUUUGCCUUAUGAUGCCUUAUGA
Messenger RNA from Durusdinium trenchii, 1272 nucleotides. Lineage: Eukaryota; Dinophyceae; Suessiales; Symbiodiniaceae. The record is from the annotation of a GenBank genome assembly.